CUGGAUAUUUCGUUUAUCUAUGAAAUUCAUUUGUUGGACGUAAAUAAUUGCAAUGUGUAGCAUUGGCGAAGAUGAUUUUGGCGACGAGGGAGCCGCCCACGCCAUGGUGGCCGAAUCUCUUCUAUCGGGCAUCGUUCUCAGCCCAGGGGACUGCAACAAAUGCGGAGUGACCUCCAGCGAACUCUACAAACUCAACUUCCGGACGGCGGAGUGCCGUGACUGCUUUCUGGCGUAUGCGAGGCACAAGUUCCGGGCAGCUCUGGGAGCAGCCAAGAUCCUGCCCAGAAACGCCGAGGUGCUCCUAGUGCUAGACGGCUCGGCGGAGUCCCUUGUGCUUCUGGACAUGCUACACUUCGCACAAACACAAAACACCUUCAAAAGGCUGCAUUGCAAUGCACGUGUGGUCUACGUGGAGGAUCAGCCGGUUCAGGGACGUGAUCCAGUGGACAUGGAGGCGGCCAAAAGCCUUUCUGUACAAUAUGCUCCCUUUGAGUUUCAUGUGAUUGAGCUGGGUGCUUUGCCCAGCUCUCUGCAGCGGAUAAAGGACUACAGCCCUUCCCCCAAAGAAGCCAACGGGCUUGACCAGAAGCUCCAGAAAUUGCGCACCCUAACUGCUCGCCAGGAUUACCUGCAGCAGCAGCGCAAGAACCUUAUUGCCUCGGUGGCCCAGGAGCUGCAAUGCAGUCAUGUCUUUGAGCCCAGCAUAAGUGUGGAUUUGGCCACUCAGCUGCUGACUGCGAUAGCAUUGGGACGUGGUGGCAGUGCCGCCUUGGAUGUGGCUCUCCUCGACGAUCGGCUGGCUGGUGAUGUCAAAUUGCUGCGACCCCUCAAGGACCUAAACGAACAGGAGAUCCAGUUCUAUAUACAUGCUCAGCGACUCAAGCCGCUUGUCCAGAGUGGUUUACGUUAUGGCCAGGAGAGGGGGCCGACUGCCAGCAUACAGAACCUCACGUCCGCCUUUGUGGCUAACCUGCAGCAAAACUACGCUUCCACCGUUUCCACAGUGUUUCGAACUGGCGACAAAAUAGCCGCCAAUGCCCACCCAGAGCAGAGCACUUGUGUUCAUUGCCAGUCCUCGCUGGACUCCACGCUUUCCGACACUCUGCUGGCCAUCGAGUACUCCAGAUCCGUUUCAGAAGCCGGCGUAGGCCUGUAUAAGAACGGAGAAGACCUUGAGGGUUUGGCCAAAAAGCGACUGGAGUCGCAGGAUGGCCUGUGCCACGCCUGCCGCGGUAUACAGUCGGAGUUGGAGAGCGCUUGUUAUUAACGAGUGGCUCCAGUGGCAAAUGACCAUCGCAGGGCGGGACGUUGGAGGCCAGCAAGACCUUGUGGAAAUCGAAGACUAUGUAGCGAUUGUACUGUUUAGCUUUUCGAUUAAUUUCGUUUACCGAUCCC
Drosophila biarmipes is the source of this 1395-nucleotide messenger RNA. It is a transcript of the gene Ctu2, whose product is annotated as cytoplasmic tRNA 2-thiolation protein 2. Gene Ontology annotation, biological process: tRNA wobble position uridine thiolation. Gene Ontology annotation, molecular function: sulfurtransferase activity; tRNA binding. Bases 53 to 1267 code for a protein of 404 amino acids. Gene Ontology annotation, cellular component: cytosol. Lineage: Eukaryota; Metazoa; Arthropoda; Insecta; Diptera; Drosophilidae. The transcript has 2 exons. The record is from RefSeq and is a predicted model, not a curated record.